This is a messenger RNA of Corylus avellana, 3582 nucleotides long. NCBI's taxonomy places the organism in Eukaryota, Viridiplantae, Streptophyta, Magnoliopsida, Fagales, Betulaceae. The record is from RefSeq and is a predicted model, not a curated record.
CUCAGACGCUCCCACUCUGGUUUAGGUCCCGCGGAAAUCACCCUUCUCACUAGAAUCCCUCCCUCCCUCUCUCUCUCUCUGUUCCUUCAACCUCUGAAAGGGUAUCAUAUCUCUCUCUUGCUUAGGGUUUGUGCAAAAGUUUAACUCUCUCUUGCUUAGGGUUUGUGCACAUCAAGGCCCCUGGAUCUAUUUUCCUGAACGUAACCUCUUUGCGCUCGUUUGGUUUUUCUGAGAAACCUAAGGAAAGUUUUCGCUGCAGCUCGUUCGGAUUGAAUAUCUAAUUGUCACCCAGAAAAGGCUCUGUUUUGGCUGCUGGGCAUUUAGUAUACAAUUCAAACCCUCAGAGAGAAAUGCUCCACCAAACCGCAACUGCCGACUCUCUCUUCGCUUCCAAUCUCUGCUUCAGGCCGCGUUUGGCUCCGCCAAUAAGACCAAGCUUCUCAAUGGACCACAGUACCCAAGAAAAGCGUCUAAUCAAGCAGACUUCCAAGCACACAAAUCUACUCUUGGCUUGUGGGGCGGCACGUGACAGUCACGAGACCUCACCCAGGAAAGAUGAUGCACCUGUACAUGGAAAAUCCGAUAUGAUUGUUGGAGUUCUGGGAGGAGGGCAACUGGGUCGUAUGUUAUGUCAAGCAGCAUCACAAAUGGCCAUUAAAGUAAUGGUAUUGGAUCCGCUCGAGAACUGCCCUGCAAGUGCACUUUCUUAUCAUCAUAUGGUCGGAAGCUUUGAUGACAGUGCUACGGUCCAGGAAUUUGCAAAGAGAUGCGGAGUAUUAACCGUUGAAAUUGAACAUGUUGAUGUUGCGACCCUAGAGAUACUUGAGAAACGAGGAGUGGAUUGCCAACCUAAAGCCUCUACUAUCCGAAUAAUUCAGGACAAAUAUCUCCAAAAAGUUCAUUUUUCUCAGCAUGCCAUUCCACUUCCUGAGUUUAUGCAGAUAGAUGAUCUUGAAGGUGCCAAGAGAGCAGGUGACCUGUUUGGCUAUCCUCUUAUGAUUAAGAGCAAAAGGUUGGCUUAUGAUGGGCGUGGAAAUGCUGUUGCUGGCAGUGAAGGGGAACUCUCUUCUGCUUGGGUCUGGAUCAAGCAAUUAGAGUGCAUUGAUUCUAAAUGGUUCUUAGAGAUAAGAACCAGACCCAAAAAUUGUAGGUCCUUCAGCUUGGUAUUUUCCACUCCUAUUGAAGACAAAAUUGGGUUGAACAACAGUGCCAAGCUGGUUUUUAGCUGGAAGGCAUUUGGCAAUAGGCAUAAAUCAUGCAGGACACUGAUUGUGGACAGAAAUAUAAUGUUGAAAGCGUGUUUGUUUCAGGGUGCUCCGAGUUACAUCAUAGCCUGCAAACUUAAGGCCCUAAAAUCUGAUUUAAAAGCAUGGAAUGAGGAAGAUUUUGGAAAUAUAGAGAAAAAGAAACUUUUUUUGGUUGAUUUAUGGAUCCCAAAAGGUUUGGAGGAAGAGAGAGGUUUAGUUAAGGAGGAGAUAAUGUUGAAGGCUGCAGUGACUAAUGAAUUGGGGGGGAUUAUGCUUUUGGAGGAGGUGAGACGGAGGCAAAAAUCGAGGGCAUUGUGGUUAAGAGAGGGUGACAACUGCACAAAGUUCUUCCACCAAGUGGCCAAUUCGAAUAGAAGGAAUAAUUCCAUUGAGCAACUAGUGGUUAAUGUGCAGAAGAACACGCUGUACGUGGGAGGGCUGGCGGAGGAGGUGAACGAGGCAAUACUCCACGCGGCAUUCAUACCCUUUGGGGACAUUAAGGACGUCAAGACGCCGCUGGACCAGGCCACCCAGAAGCACCGCUCCUUCGGCUUUGUCACCUUCCUCGAGAAAGAGGACGCCUCCACCACCAUGGACAACAUGGAUGGCUCCGAGCUCUACGGCCGCGUCCUCACCGUCAACUAUGCCCUCCCCGAGCGCAUCAAGGGUGGCGAGCAGGGCUGGGCCGCCCACCCCAUUUGGGCGGAUGCGGACACAUGGUUUGAAAGGCAGCAGCAAGAAGAGGAAAUGCAGCGUAUUCAGGCAGAGAACCGGGCUGCAAUGGAGGCUGCAGAGGAGUUGCAUCGAAAGAAAGUGGCCCAAGAGCGAGAAGGGGAAAAGGAAGAUGAAACAGAGAUCAAGGAUGAUCCCAUGGCAAGGGCUGAAGCAGAGUAUUCCAAUUCUAAUUUGCAGGUGAAAAUAGUUUCAGCGCACCGGACCCCUGAAAUGAUGUUUACUUAUGCCUCCUCUGCUCAGGAGCGAGGCAUUCAGAUUAUCAUUGCUGGUGCUGGUGGUGCAGCCCACUUGCCAGGUAUGGUAGCUGCACUUACUCCCUUGCCUGUUAUUGGUGUCCCCGUGCGUGCUUCUGCAUUGGAUGGGCUUGAUUCACUUCUAUCCAUUGUGCAGAUGCCAAGGGGUGUCCCAGUUGCAACAGUUGCAAUAAACAAUGCUACCAAUGCAGGUUUGCUCGCCGUAAGGAUGUUGGGGAUUCAGGAUGCUGACCUACUGGCUAGAAUGAGCCAAUAUCAAGAAGACACAAGGAAUGGUGUCUUGACAAAAGCAGAGAAGCUGGAGAAAGAUGGUUGGGAAUCUUAUCUGAAUCUGUAAGUACAAAACCGCUCUUCCGGUGGUAUCCAUGUUCCCCAUGAGUUCAACACGUAACUAUGGAAGUUUGAGUUUGGCACUCACCGCCACAGAAAAGUUCAGAAUGAAGAAAAGGAUUUGUCCAAAUAAUGAAGUAGGAAGUGGAUCAAGAUUUUCUACCAUGAAUACAAAAAAGUGCCAAUGGAAACUGAGAGGUCAAGAAGAAAAGAAAUAGAGAAAACAGAGAGGAGGGGAAUGGGUGUGGGCGUGGGCGUGGGAAGAAGCCUUGUACCCAUUCUAAUUCUGUUAGAUCUUGCCAGUUUAGGGUUUUUUUAGCCAUAAGUGAUGAGACUAUAUAUAAUGCCUUCCUCCAUCAUCAUCAUCCCUAACUCUCCCCAUUGCCUUUUCAAAUACCAAAAAAAAAAAAAGAAAUUGUUCAGAAUCACAUAAGAGAAAUCCACUGAUUUCAUUUCACAAAUGAGUUUUUCUAAAAGCAAGUACUGCACAACAUCAUCUGCUAAUCCUUGCUCCUACAUACCGGAUGCAGCUGUGGCCAUUGCUGGCCGUGUUGCAAUGCAAUCACUCCAAAGCCAUGGCCAGAUGCAGCAAGCUUUCCCCGCAGCUUCUACUGCACAUACGACUCAGAAAGAGGACUCCAGUUCUUGAUAAUUUAUAAACAGUAAUUUCCUUUUCUUUUUUUUUCUUUUUUUAUUUUUUUAUUUUUAGAACCACUACUUACAGCAAGAGUAAAACUGUGUAAGCCAUGAAACCAAUUACCCAAAAAAAAAAUUAAAAAAAAAAAAUGAGAAGCCCCACGAAGCUGAUGUAAUUCAUAUUAAUAUGACUGGAGCCGCGUGGUCCUCAACAUUGAAUUCAUCCAAGACCGACGCUGAGCCUUUUAAUUUAUUCAUAGCCGCAGUAGCCUGCAAAAUUGGACCAUUUUGAUAGGGAAUCAUUUUUUGUAAGAAAAUAUUUAUUCGUUUUUUCAUCUUUGAACUUAAUUAGUUGUUAAUUAGAUCAGUUACUUCUCUUU